This is a messenger RNA of Moneuplotes crassus, 485 nucleotides long. The record is from the annotation of a GenBank genome assembly. Lineage: Eukaryota; Ciliophora; Spirotrichea; Euplotida; Euplotidae.
CAAAAUGUCACAGAGACGUAGCAGCAAGGGCAGGGCCAGUAAGCCAAAGCCCAAAUCACAGGAUAUUGAUAAGAUCCUAAUCAAUCUGAAGAAGUGUAUUACUGACACACAACCUAAGAAGAAAGAACUAGAGGCAAGGCAGAAAUAAGAUUACUGCUUCUUUUAAGGCAGCUAAGAAGGGGUGAUCCAAGGAGGAAGCCCAGAUUCAUGAUAUCUUCCAGGAUUAUUUGAUGCAGGAUAUUGAAAAUGCUAAUAAUAAGGACAUUGAAGAUAGAAUAGCCAAGAUUGACCUAGCUGAGGAGGGAAAGAAAACAGACAAUUUCGGAGACCUUAUGCAAGUAUAUUGCGAAGAAGAAAUUGAGUACAGACUCAAAUCUAUGGAGCAGGCUUUUCAAGCGUUUACAAAAAUUCAUGAAUUGAUGGCUGAUGAGCUUGCAAUGAAGAAUCCUAUCAGAGACGACCGAAAGGGAGCGAAGGACAAAUAA